UUCGUGGCCUACUUCCACCCAAAAGAUCACUUCAAGAACUAAAAGAAAUUAUUAUGUUCCGGACACAACAUUUUGAGGUUCGUUAUCGAUGUAAGUUGAAAAUGAUAAGCUUCAUCUUGGUCCCCAAGUUUACAAGUCAAGUUCAUAAUAUCCAAAUACAUCAUAUAUAGACGGCCUACACUCCAGACCGAGGGACUAAAGUACAGA
Messenger RNA from Linum tenue, 207 nucleotides. The record is from the annotation of a GenBank genome assembly. NCBI's taxonomy places the organism in Eukaryota, Viridiplantae, Streptophyta, Magnoliopsida, Malpighiales, Linaceae.